Molecule: messenger RNA, 2394 nt
Organism: Hippopotamus amphibius kiboko
Lineage: Eukaryota; Metazoa; Chordata; Mammalia; Artiodactyla; Hippopotamidae
Exons: 2
Coding region: 556-1053 (165 amino acids)
Source: RefSeq, a predicted model, not a curated record
UGAUCUGGAGUGAACUGAUUUGCUGGAUUCUGGAAAGCUCGCAGGCUGACAGGGCUCCCAGCCCUUGGCUGCUUCGGUUCUGAGGAUACCCAAGGAACUGUUUGUUCCUGAAGUCAUCCCCCCCAUCUCCUUCCUGCACCCCUUUGCCGCCAGGAGUUUAAUUACAGGCUUGAGAAGAAGGAAGGAAGAAAAAUCUCUUUGAAGGCUACGAUGCUUUGAAAACUGUGUUGGCAGUGUGUCAUGACUGUUUCAAGCAGAUGAAGGCUUGUCACUUUCACCUUCUCUGACAUGAAUGUGCAGGUGGUAAUGAGGGCGGAUGAAUCGGCAAGUUCAGGUGCAGGUUGUUUGAGGGAGGGAGUGCUCCUGAAGGCUGCUGGGCCCAGUCCAGCCCAGUUUAGCCCAGCCUGGCCCAGCCACAAGGAGCUAGCCAGACUUGCCUACAGGCAGAUGGCUGGCUGAAGUCACGGGCCUCCUGACUCAGCUGCCUGGUACCAUCAGCCCCCUUGUCCUUGACAUCAAGCCGACGAAGUGUGCUGUGUCUGGCGAGAGAGGGAGAUGCUAUUCCUGGAAAUGAAAGUAUAUCAUUUAGAGAAAGAACCGGAAAGUAGGAGCCAGAUAGGAAGGAAGAAGGAUGCUGGAGGAGAGGAGCAGAAGCGCAGGAGCCAGGUAGGUAGGAAGCAGGAGAAAGAUGCUGGAGGAGAGGAGCGGAAGCUCAGGAGCCAGGUAGGAAGGAAGCAGGAGAAGGAUGCUGGGGGAGAGGAGCGGAAGCGCAGGAGCCAGGUAGGAAGGAAGCAGGAGAAAGAUGCUGGGGGAGAGGAGCGGAAGCGCAGGAGCCAGGUAGGAAGGAAGCAGGAGGAGGAUGCUGGGGGAGAGGAGCGGAAGCGCAGGAGCCAGGUAGGAAGGAAGCAGGAGGAGAAGGAUGCUGGGGGAGAGGAGCAGAAACACAGGAGCCAGGUAGGAAGGAAGCAGGAGAAGGAUGCUGGGGGAGAGGAGCGGAAGUGCAGGAGCCAGGUAGGAAGGAAGCAGGAGGAGGAUGCUGGGGGAGAGGAGUGAAGCACAGGAGACAGGUCCAUAUUAUCAGCCUUGGAAAAUGUUAGGCUCUGGGUGGGGUCCAGGGGAGGCCGGGUGGCCAGAGGGGCGAUGCUGGUGCUUCCUGAGCCUCCAGGGCCUGUGAGCUCACAAUGGCCGCCUUUGGAGUAGCCUUUCCUCUCCUGUGCUGCCCAGUUUGAUGUCAUCUCAGCUGGAUUCAAAGUUAGGGUGGAUGGGGGCCCUGGGCCUGGAGGGUGACCUAGGGACUGCCACUGGACGAUCAGACAGGGAGGUGCCCGCUGCCAGCCUCCACAACAGGCCCCUAUCCUGAUCUGGUCUCCAGAAUGUCCAGAAGUCCAAGAGGGUCAUCACGGGCCAGUCUGCAGGAACAGUGACAACACCUACUUGUUUCCCGGACCAGGCAAAGGAGGUCUCAUUGCUCACGCUUCACCCAUCAAACCCAGCCAGGUGGCAUCGGGACGUAGAGAAGGUUGGAAGACAGACAGGUGGACAGGAAGAGGAAUGAGUGGAGAGCGUUGUAGCCGUGAAGCUAGAUUCUGCUUCACCUUCUGAAGGCUCAAGUUAAAGAUGAACUUGGACCCAAUGCCUGCAUCAUUAAUGUUGGUGAGGAAAAGAGAAAACAAAUGGUCUUGUUUUAGCUCAGCUGAUGCGAGUUGAUAAUGGCACAUUUUCACACGUGUACGAUAAUUAUAGCGUGCCUGGCCAUGCUGGGAGUCGAGGAAAGGAGGAAACAUCAGUGGAAGAAAAGCAAAGCAUCGUUUACUGGGAAAGAGAGUCAGGCCUGUGCGGCCUGCUGGUCACAGGAAAAGCAUUCAGGAGGAAGGAGCCUGUGUGGGUUUGGAGGACGCCUUCCCAGUGGCCCGGUACUGCUGCCCUGCUCCAGAGAAGCCCAUUGAGUCUCCCAGGGGACGUAGAAGUGUGACCUGGGAGGGACGAGAGCGGCUGAAGCCUGUCCAAGGGAGAGCUCCCCCCCCCACCCCCAAAUUAGAGACGUUAUAAGGCCAAGCACAUUUGGCCCUGACAUUUUGGAACUCUGGUUAAGAAUUAACCCAGAAACUUCAAAAGUCAAAACCUCGCAGGGAUGGUCCUGGGAGCCAGAUUGGUGUGCACAGAAGAUGAACUACUCUAAACUGUCACUCAGCUGAGCUGUCAUUUCCCCCGAGACAGGGCACCCACACUGCCGAUUACUGUUUUGCCUUUUCUUUCUCUUUAGUUUUUUUUUUUUUUUUAAAUCAGCGUCCACACCCUACUAAAAAUUGAGUUUUAGAGCUUUCCCUUUAUGUGAUUGACCAAGAGGCUUCUUUUGUAUGCUUUUCUUACCCUAUUCUGUAAUAAAAGCGCCGA